AAUUUUUCUGAUCGGUUUAAAGAGAGGAUUUUUCGGAGAUGGGUUUGUUGGAAUCGGUGAAAUCAAUCAACUGGGAACAUGAAUCAUCUCCGGUUUAUCAGGAUUUUCGAGUUCUUCCUCUCUUUGCAGUGUUCUUCCCUACAAUUCGAUUUCUCCUCGAUAGAUUCGUCUUCGAGAAAUUGGCAAAACAUUUGAUCUAUGGAAAACAUAGGCAGGAUAUGGGAGAUGACACAACCGAGAGAAAUAAGAAGAUCAGAAAAUUCAAAGAAUCGGCCUGGAAGUGUGUUUACUAUCUAUCAGCUGAGAUUCUUGCUCUGUCUGUGACUUACAAUGAGCCUUGGUUUAUGAACACUAAAUACUUUUGGGUAGGUCCUGGAGAUCAGACUUGGCCUGAUCAACAAACGAAGUUAAAGUUGAAGCUUUUGUAUAUGUUUGUGGCUGGUUUCUAUACAUACUCCAUCUUUGCUCUGAUUUUCUGGGAAACGAGGCGUUCUGAUUUUGGAGUUUCAAUGGGUCAUCAUAUUGCCACUCUUAUUCUUAUUGUCCUCUCAUACGUAUGUAGCUUCUCCCGCGUUGGUUCUGUUGUUCUGGCACUUCACGAUGCUAGUGAUGUGUUUCUUGAAGUUGGGAAAAUGUCUAAAUAUAGUGGAGCUGAAAGAAUCGCAAGCUUUUCAUUCAUUCUUUUCGUUUUGUCUUGGAUCAUUCUCCGCCUCAUUUACUAUCCCUUUUGGAUACUAUGGAGCACAAGCUAUGAAGUAGUUUUGGAGCUGGAUAAAGACAAGCACCCAAUCGAAGGACCAAUUUACUACUACAUGUUUAACACUCUCCUAUAUUGCUUGCUUGUUCUUCACAUUUAUUGGUGGGUUUUGAUGUAUCGGAUGCUUGUGAAACAAAUACAAGAUAGAGGCAAGCUUAGUGAAGAUGUCAGAUCCGAUUCUGAAGGCGAAGAAGAUGAGCACGAAGACUGAUUGAUCACAAAGGUAGAAGAAACUUUUGUCUGGUUAAUAUGAAAUGUAAAAGCACGGUCUUCUUUCUUAACAUUAUCGCAGAUUCUUUAGUUCUGUGUCUGUGAUUCUGAUCGCUAAUUGGUGUUUAAGAGUGGAGACUGACUGAGUCUCCAAUCUCCAACAUUGGACCAACUCAUGGAACAGAACUGAUUAAGGAGACCUGAAAUUGUAGUUGUAUUGAAUUGUAGUCUGAACAAAUUCCAAAUCUUCUU
Molecule: messenger RNA, 1219 nt
Organism: Arabidopsis arenosa
Lineage: Eukaryota; Viridiplantae; Streptophyta; Magnoliopsida; Brassicales; Brassicaceae
Source: the annotation of a GenBank genome assembly